AUGCCCCUUGGACGCCUGCCCUGCCCUCCCACCAGGUACAGUCAUAUCUCGAUUUGCUUCGCACCCAGGGCAUCAGAGACAAUGGAAUCUCCUUUGCGUGCCCAAGCUCCCCCGCGUGGCACUCCGUGUGCGCCCGCGCGUGGCUGGCAGACACUGGCGUUGGGCGCUCUGUUCGUACGCACCAUGCGGCGCUACCAUGUCAGCCCGAGCGAGGCUGAUUGA
Molecule: messenger RNA, 222 nt
Organism: Purpureocillium lilacinum
Lineage: Eukaryota; Fungi; Ascomycota; Sordariomycetes; Hypocreales; Ophiocordycipitaceae
Source: RefSeq, a predicted model, not a curated record